UAUCGCACCAGAUAUAUCAGAAGGGAAGACGGAUGCGUGCACACGUACGGCGUUAACAAGGGGGCGAGAGCGACAUAGGUCCACAUGCGCACUCGGGUCGGCAGUCGGUCCUGAGCUACGGGCAACCCAGGCCGAGUGUGACGCGCGUAACGCAACGGCUCCUCGAUGUCGUCGUCCUCGGCACCGUCAUCCCCGGGCGAGACUAAAGGCCUCCGCUGCACACCAGUGCCCUCAAAGCGCUACCACGACGUUCUCGAGCACCUCAAGUACAAUUUCUUCGCGGACGAGCCCCUCAACCGGGCGAUUGGCCUCUGUCGCAAGGGCGAGUCGCACCAGGAGCUCGAGCGUCACUGUCUCUUUACUCUCGCACAGGGGAUAUCGUGCAUGAUCGUCGACGAAGGGGAUAAGAUCGUCGGUACCGCACUCAAUGGUAUCGUGAAACGUGGCGAGCGCGAAGAGUGCGAGCGCCGUCUCGCUGAGCUUCAGGACGAUAAAUUCAAAAGCAUCUUUGGACUACUUUACAAGAUCAACGAGAAAGUUGACAUAUUCGCUAAGUACGACGUCGAUGAGCUUUUCGACUGUCGCAUACUGAGCGUGGAUGAAACAUUCAGGGGAAAGGGUCUAGCGGAUCUCCUUAUUAAGAACAGCCUUAAAAUCGCAAAAGAUGCUGGGUUUAAGGUUUUCAAAGCUGAUUCAACAGGACUGUUCUCGCAGAAGGCGUUUUUAAAGAACGAUUUCAAGAUUAUAACAGAAAUCCGAUAUUCGGAUGUGGAUGAAAGGCUGAGACCUGGUCCGCCCCACGAAGCUCUCAAGCUGCUGGUAAAGAUUCUGGAUUAGAAAGUUUAUUGAAAUUAUAUUGAAUCGAAAAGUUACUUGAUAAAGCGAAACAAUUAAUUAUGAAGAUAAUAAAUAUACAUUACGAAUUAGAUGACG
Messenger RNA from Ceratosolen solmsi marchali, 933 nucleotides. RefSeq lists its product as uncharacterized. The transcript has 3 exons. The record is from RefSeq and is a predicted model, not a curated record. Gene Ontology annotation, molecular function: N-acetyltransferase activity. Lineage: Eukaryota; Metazoa; Arthropoda; Insecta; Hymenoptera; Agaonidae. Bases 166 to 837 code for a protein of 223 amino acids.